UCGCCGUCGCCGUCGUCGUCUCGUCGUCUCGUCGCCUCUACGUCUCGUCGUCAUCGUCGUCGUACGUCGCAUCGGUCACACGGUUUUCUCACCCCCUCUCCACCACAAAAUUAAACACCCCCACGCGACACGCGUUCGCGGCGUGCGUGUUAUGUGCCGGCAUGGUGCUAGGCGGCGAAUCCGUUGUCGGUGAACUCGGUGCGGCCGCCACCAAACUGGACCCGUCCUGCAACAUCGGGCUGUUCUCCGCGCUCAGGCCAGCCAUGGACCUGUCGACGGCCGCGUACCGGUACAACCAAAACAUGAUGGAAUACUACACGUGUCACGGUGGUGUAAAUCAACUGGGCGGAGUGUUCGUAAACGGCCGACCGUUACCGGACCUGGUCAGGCAGAGGAUAGUCGAACUGGCUCACAACGGGACCCGGCCGUGUGACAUAUCCAGACAGCUCAGAGUUUCUCACGGAUGUGUUUCAAAAAUCUUGUCCAGGUAUUACGAAACUGGAAGUUUCAAAGCUGGAGUAAUUGGAGGUAGCAAACCAAAAGUGGCUACUGCGCCUGUUGUAGAUUCCAUUGCGAACUACAAACGAGAGAAUCCUACUAUGUUUGCUUGGGAAAUCCGAGACAGACUGUUGGCAGAAGGUGUUUGUACUCAAGACAACGUACCCAGCGUUUCGUCAAUCAAUCGGUAA
This is a messenger RNA of Diuraphis noxia (Russian wheat aphid), 689 nucleotides long. RefSeq names its product paired box protein shaven (gene sv). Gene Ontology annotation, molecular function: RNA polymerase II cis-regulatory region sequence-specific DNA binding; DNA-binding transcription factor activity, RNA polymerase II-specific. Gene Ontology annotation, biological process: anatomical structure development; regulation of transcription by RNA polymerase II. The record is from RefSeq and is a predicted model, not a curated record. NCBI's taxonomy places the organism in Eukaryota, Metazoa, Arthropoda, Insecta, Hemiptera, Aphididae.